Messenger RNA from Brassica rapa (field mustard), 2116 nucleotides. Its product is annotated as protein IRREGULAR XYLEM 15. Gene Ontology annotation, biological process: xylan biosynthetic process. NCBI's taxonomy places the organism in Eukaryota, Viridiplantae, Streptophyta, Magnoliopsida, Brassicales, Brassicaceae. The record is from RefSeq and is a predicted model, not a curated record.
UAAAUAUUACUAUAGUUUUCAUGUUUUGUGUGCGUGUUUUUUUAUCUCGUAGUUAUGGGCUGUUUCCUUGAGAGCUAAACAAAGCAAUAGGAGACCGAGACGUUUGGUCUGUAAUUAGAUCUGAUGUCUCUUGCAAUGACCGAAACUCUUACACUUAUACAUACACCAACCUCACGCACCCUCAUUAUAAGUUGUAUAAAUAUAUAAUGGAAAUUAAUAAAACAUGCACGCCUUUGGUAGAAUCUUGUUUUUAACGCUAUUAAAAAAAUAAUCUUGAAUUUAAUCAAAACAAAAUUUUCUAUUAGUCAUAACAAAUAAUAUAAACAUGAGAAACCCUCUAAAAUGUAUAUACUCCAUGGUCCAUAACUAUUUUAUUAUUAGGAUUAAAAAUUAAAGAUGAAUAUUGUAUUUAUAAAUUGAAAUCGUUUUUACUGGGUUUUCUAGACGUUGGAUAACAUGUAUGACAGUAUGAGUUUAAUCUGAUAUAAACUCUUGAUAUUUAUAGUUUAAUUAAAUAUUUGUGAAGGAUACUUGCAAUUGUACCACUUAAUUAGCGGCUUAACAGGAAUUUUUUUGUCUAUAUAAUUCUGGUUUGUUGAUUUUUUUUUCUUCAAAAUUUUGAAUUUGAAAAGCAGUAAGUAAAUGAAUUUAUUCAAGAAAAAUACAAAAAUUAAAAUUCACACCAUCAGAUAUUUCAGUCAUAGUCGAGUAAUUAAGAAAGUAGAGAAUAAAAUUGGACUAUAUAUAUAUAAAGUUCUUACGGUUGGAUAUUUGGUGAAAACAAUAUAAAACCUUGAAAGAAAUAAACUUCUAGAAUGUUAAUCAGAAAUUAUCAUAAUGUGUUUCACUUUGGUCUACUACGUUUGUACAACUCUUUUGCUUAUAGUUCACAUUUUACGAAAACUACUCACUACUCACUUCCUUUUAAAAUCAUCUUUGUCCCUUUGAGAAAUCUUAAACCAUCCUUCAUCUUCUUCUUGUGUCUCUCUCUCAAAAUCUUCAGAAGAAGAUAAGAAUGAAGAACGGGUCAGGGAACACGAACACAAAGCUCAUCCUUCUUCACCCAUACAUCCAAAAACAAUCAAGCACGACUCGUUUAUGGCUCCUCGCUUUCGUCUCUUUCUUCACCAUCAUCUUCCUCCUCACUCUCCUCUACACUAGAGAUGCCAUAAUCCCUUCCAAAAACACGUCCGUCGCCGCCGCUGUAGCCGCCGUCGUCACAUCCGCCGCCGGAGUUUCACCUUCCCCAACCACCACUACCAACACCAACCUCCCCACAACCACCAUCAACGCAUUGCUCCACUACGCGUCAAGAUCCAACGACAGCUUCCACAUGUCUUACGGCGAGAUGAAAUCAAUCUCCGACGUCCUCCGCCGCUGCGCUCCGCCGUGCAACCUCCUCGUCUUCGGACUCACGCACGAGACUCUCCUCUGGAAAGCGCUAAACCACAACGGACGCACCGUCUUCGUAGAAGAGAAUCGAUACUACGCGGCUUACUUCGAAGAGAUCCACCCGGAGAUCGACGUUUUCGACGUUCAAUACACGACCAAAGCUCACGAGGCCGGAGAGCUCGUCGCUGCGGCGAAAGAAGCCGCUGGAAACGAGUGUCGUCCCGUGCAGAAUCUCCUCUUCUCCGACUGCAAACUAGGUUUAAACGACUUGCCUAAUCACGUCUACGAUGUUGACUGGGACGUGAUCUUUGUGGACGGGCCACGUGGCGACGCUAACGAAGGACCGGGGAGGAUGUCGUCGAUUUUCACGGCGGCGGUUCUUGCUCGGAGCAAAAAAGGCGGGAGUCCGAAGACGCAUGUGUUCGUGCAUGAUUAUUACAGAGACGUUGAGAGGCUUUGUGGAGAUGAGUUCUUGUGUCGGGAGAAUCUUGUCGAGUCUAAUGAGUUGCUUGCGCACUACGUGUUGGAUAAGAUGGAUAAAAACAGCACCCGGUUUUGUAGUGAUCGUAAGAAACGCUCUGUUUCUUCUUUGUCCUAAAAAUUUGAGAGACGUCACGCAUUGUUAUUGCGGAGUUUGUAAAAAUAAAAGUUUUCUUUCUCAUUGUAGAUCUUGGAUCUUAUCAUCUAUGUGAAGACUUUAAUUUAAUCCAAUCGAUUUUCUAUA